AUGAUCUACGCUCCUAUCGCAAAGACUCAGCUCGAGUGGUACGCCUCGCUCAACCCCCUCGAGCACGGUGUCGACAACAAGUUCUUCCGUAAGACGUUAGUAUUCCUCGCAACAGCAUCGAUCAUCGCUACCAUCGGCCCCAAGACCAACAAUGUCGAGAUGCUCGGUGCUCUCCGUCAGGCCGGUAUGAACAUUGUCCGUCUCAAUGCUUCUCACGGUUCUCAUGAGUACUUUAAGUCGGUUGUCGACAACGCUCGCGCCGUUGUUGCUCAGACCCCUGGUCGUCCCCUUGCCAUCGCUCUUGAUACCAAGGGCCCCGAGAUGCGAACCGGUGUCAUGGUCAACGGUGAAGAUGUCAAGAUCAACAUGGGCCACGAGUUCUACGUCACCACCGACGAUGCUUACGCUGAGAAGUGCAGUCUCGAGUACCUCUACAUCGACUACAAGAACCUUGCCAACAAGGUCGAAGUUGGCCGAACCAUCUUCAUCGACGACGGUAUCCUUUCCCUCCAGGUCCUCGCCAUCGAGAGCGAGAAGCUCGUCAAGGUCCGCGCCGUGAACAACGGUGUCCUCUCUUCCAAGAAGGGUGUCAACCUUCCCAUGACCGAGGUCGACCUCCCUGCCAUCUCUGAGAAGGACAAGAAGGACAUCGAGUUCGCCGUCGAGCAGCAACUCGACAUGAUCUUCGCCUCUUUCAUCCGACGCGGUUCCGAUGUCCGCACCAUCCGUGAGAUCCUCGGCGAGAAGGGUGCCCACAUCAAGAUUAUCUCCAAGGUCGAGAACCACCAGGGUGUCCAGAACUUUGACGAGAUCUUGAAGGAGUCCGAUGGUAUCAUGGUUGCUCGUGGCGACCUUGGUAUCGAGAUCCCCGCUCCUCAGGUCUUCAUGGCUCAGAAGAUGAUGAUCUCCAAGUGCAACAUUGCCGGCAAGCCUGUGAUCUGCGCUACUCAGAUGCUCGAGUCGAUGAUCGUCAACAACCGACCCACCCGUGCCGAGGUUUCCGACGUUGCCAAUGCCGUUCUUGACGGUGCUGACUGUGUCAUGCUUUCCGGAGAGACCGCCAAAGGUGCCUACCCCAUUGAGGCUGUCAAGAUGAUGGCUGAGACCGCAUACCUUGCCGAGCAGAGCGUUUCGUACGUUCCCCUCUUCAACGAGAUGCGAACCCUCACUACCAUCCCCACCGAUACCAACGAGACCAUCGCCAUGGCUGCCGUUGCCGCCUCGCUCGAGCAGCGCGCUGGUGCCAUCUUGCUCAUGUCUACUAGCGGUACCACCGCCCGUCUCGUCAGCAAGUACCGCCCAAGCUGCCCUAUCCUUACCAUCACCCGCAAUCCACACACUGCCCGCGACGUUCACUUGUACCGUGGCUGCUACCCCUUCCUCUACCCGCACCCUCGUCCUGAGGACAACUCCAAGUGGCAGGAGGACGUCGACAACCGUAUCAAGUACGGUCUUGCUGAGGCUCUUGCCCUCGGCAUUAUCGAGAAGGGCGAUGUCGUUAUCACUCUUCAGGGCUGGAGGGCACAGAGCGGUAGCACCAACACCAUCCGCAUUCUCAGCGUUCCCGAGAGCGCCCGCGAUUUCAAGCUUGAGGGCACUCAGAUUCAGUAG
Ustilago hordei is the source of this 1611-nucleotide messenger RNA. Its product is annotated as putative pyruvate kinase. Gene Ontology annotation, biological process: glycolytic process. Gene Ontology annotation, cellular component: cytoplasm. Gene Ontology annotation, molecular function: potassium ion binding; magnesium ion binding; pyruvate kinase activity. The record is from RefSeq and is a predicted model, not a curated record. Lineage: Eukaryota; Fungi; Basidiomycota; Ustilaginomycetes; Ustilaginales; Ustilaginaceae. Bases 1 to 1611 code for a protein of 536 amino acids. The transcript is spliced from 2 exons.